AUGCAAUUCAGCCCCACCCAGGGGCAGCAGCCCGACUGCCCCGUGCACCCGGAGAAGCUCCACUUGGCUCUCAGGCUGGUUGACAGGAGGGUACAGUCCAUGGCCAGACACCUGGAGGAAGUCCUGAUACCGCCGAGUGUGUCGACAUCUGCCACGAGCCAGUUCUCCUCUUCCUCUAGGGAACCCACCACCUCUGCCCUCCGGAGUCCCAGCUCCUUCUCCCUGAGAGAAGCCGCCAUGAGGCAAUCAGAGCCCCUCCGCCACACGGGGGAGAUCAUGCCUGUCGGGGGCUGGGAAGGAUCCGCUCAUCCCAUCCAAGCCCAGCCUCUCCCCAGGCCUCCUGCCCACAGCAGACAAGACCGGCGAGAGCAGACCAUGGGUCUGGACCAGACGUCAGUCCGUGGCUUAGACUUCAACAUCCGCCAGAAGCAUCUGCAGAGUCAACUGGGGGCUCCUACCCCAUACACAGAGUCGCUGGCCAAGAUGAUCCCUAACGUCCCUGCUCUGCGCCCACCGGACAGAGACCCCAGGGUGAAGCUCAACAUGAGCAGGGUCCGUUUCCUAAGCUGUGAAGUCCUGGAGGAGCUGGACUGUCACGUGCAGACAAAGAGACUCCAGCAUGAGCAGGGCUUACCCCUCACCCCCCAGAAACCCCACACAGCUCUUCUGCCUCCAGCUCCACAAACCCCCAUCCCGGGGGAGCCAUUGCUGGGUGAGCGGGACACCAAGCAGCUAUUGAUAUUAGACACAGAUGGGCCCAAGUGUGGAUUUCCAGCAGAGGUCCCGGAGCCCCUCACAUCCAACACCAGCCCUCAGCGUGCACAGGCGAUCCAGGAGCCACGUGUCUGCCCCUGGGGAGCCCUGCCUCAAAAGGCCCACAGGAUCAUGGCAUCCCCUGAUGCCAUCCCGGCCAGGCUUGUGCUGGUCAAGCUGCAGGAUCACAUUGCUCGGAAAUGCUCAGAGAUCCAAAUGGAGGCGUUCCCAAAGAUGGCUGCACACGACCUGCAGCUGAAGCACCUGAUGGAAAUGUUGAGCAGCUCCCGCCCCUUGGCGGGCCAGGUCUCAGUCUGCCAGCAGUGCCGUAAGACAUAUCCAGGAAAGAGGAAGGGUAAGAAAACUCAGGAGGAGACAUCUGCUGAGCUGCAUGGUCUUCGAGACGACAUGGAUCCACAUGGGCUCGAUGGAACUCUCGACGAUGCCUUUAUCAAGGCCUUUGAGAACCAACCACACAAACACAACUCCAGUUCCUCAGCGGCCACCACCACACCAAGCCCUGAGAAAACUGUGUGCGCGAAAAUGCCCAUACUCACAAACCCGGAGCACGCGCUCUAG
Mauremys mutica (yellowpond turtle) is the source of this 1332-nucleotide messenger RNA. RefSeq lists its product as uncharacterized. Lineage: Eukaryota; Metazoa; Chordata; Testudines; Geoemydidae. The record is from RefSeq and is a predicted model, not a curated record. The coding region runs from base 1 to 1332 and encodes 443 amino acids. The transcript has 5 exons.